AUGGCCUCAAGGAUAUACUACUCUCCGGCCGUUCUCAUUGGUAGCCGCGGCGGCUUCGACCUGGUCAAUGUGACAAUACCGAUCGCACAGAAAAUACCAUUGGGUUACACGGGAGCCAUCACUGGACGUGAACAUGUAACGACUACACUCAGCAAUGAGUUCCGGUCCAUCAUCAAUCGACACAACAGCCAAGAUAUGAUCAAUAUCACCAACUCUGGCUGCCUCGGCACAUGUAAGGGUCAUGUAUUAGGCGCCGGGUAUGACGUCCAGUGCAAUGAAUGGCUGACACCUUACGAUCUACAUGAUCUGUUUGCCAAUGGUAGUAGACGCGAUGCACGACUCGACUGCUUUCAAACAUACUUCAGCUAUUAUGAGAUGCCAGGGAUACCGAACAUGAUCAACUACACCACGGGCUUCAAAGUCAACGAAACCUACGAAGGCAACAUGACCUGGAGGACAUGUACUCUUGCACCAGCAGUUGUAGAGUAUCCCAUCAUUUUAAAGAAUGAUACAAUAUCUCUAGAUCCCGAGGGCUCAUGGAUGACCGAUCGCGUCACUGAACAUUGGCCGGAUCCGUUCAGUCCGAGUUGGGUAGGCGUCAUGCCAUCAACACACGGCGGACUAUGGCUCUACUUGAGAUCGCUCUACAGUUCUUCUGUAAACACGUCGGUAUUCAGGCCCUCCUGGCUGGGCAUCACAAUUUCCAAGGAACAACGGCGCUACGAUAUGUCAACAGCAGCGGACAGUUUGGCGGACCAUUCAUGA
This is a messenger RNA of Parastagonospora nodorum SN15, 765 nucleotides long. RefSeq lists its product as hypothetical. The record is from RefSeq and is a predicted model, not a curated record. Lineage: Eukaryota; Fungi; Ascomycota; Dothideomycetes; Pleosporales; Phaeosphaeriaceae. Bases 1 to 765 code for a protein of 254 amino acids. The transcript is spliced from 2 exons.